Molecule: messenger RNA, 539 nt
Organism: Euleptes europaea (tarantolino)
Lineage: Eukaryota; Metazoa; Chordata; Lepidosauria; Squamata; Sphaerodactylidae
Gene: IFT25
Product: intraflagellar transport 25
Exons: 5
Coding region: 46-489 (147 amino acids)
Biological process (GO): intraciliary transport
Cellular component (GO): centrosome; intraciliary transport particle B; cilium
Source: RefSeq, a predicted model, not a curated record
CUAAGCAACGAGGCAACAUUCACAGUAAAUGGUUUGACAAUCUUGAUGAAGACAGAAGAGAGAAUGAAAUCAACAAACUUCUGUCUUAGCACUGAAGGAGCAGAUGUUAUUCUAGCGACAUCAAGUGAUGAAAAAUACCCUCCAGAAAAUAUCAUUGAUGGACGAACUGAAACAUUUUGGACAACAACUGGGCUGUUUCCGCAGGAAUUUAUUAUUUGUUUUCAUAAAUGUGUAAUUAUAAGCAAACUCACAAUCCAGUGUUAUUUAGUGCGGACAUUACGGAUUGAAAAAAGCAUGUCUAAAGAUCCAGUAGAUUUUGAACACUGCAUUGAAAAAGACCUGGACUAUAAAGAAGGGGAGCUUCAAACAGAAGAAUUUUCUUUUCCUGAAUUCCAGGCUACACACUUGAGAUUCAUCAUUUUAUCUGCCUUUGAUACUUUUGUGUCAGUUCAUAGGGUAACAGCUGAAGGAAUAGCACGAGAUAUUUAAAACCAAGGUUGAAGUGCUGCAAUCAGAAGAAGAGUAAUAAUAUGGUACUG